AUGAGCAACAAUAACAACAACAACAACAACAACAACAACGGAAAUAACACCAACCAAAACAGAGUCAGUGGUCCAACAUCUGCUUUGAGCAGCUUUUUAAGGGAGCAUGGUAUUAGAGUUCCUAAUGCAAGUCGACGAGCCAGAAGAGAACGCUUGCAACAAGCCCAAGAGAACGGUACGGAUGAAGCUGCUCAAGACACGCAGACAGAAGCAGCUCCAGAACCAGGUACUCAAGACACUGAGAUGGCUGAAUCAUCCACGGCUGCAAGUAGCUCUGCUGCGCAAAAUGCUACUUCUUCCAUGUUGUACAAUCCUCGUUCAACCCAAAAGACCAAGAAACGAUUGAGAAAGAAGAGCAAUGAGAACGGUGAUGGUAGCGACAGCGAUACUGACGACGACAAUGACAAUGCUGCUGGUCCAUCCUCCUCAUCCAGAAGAGCCUUGCCAGGCCGUUCUCGCAUCGUCUUUUGCGCCAAGUGUAAAGGAAGAUUUGCCCGCAAGAACGAUGAAGACGCAAGCAACACUAUCUGCCCUGCUUGUCAGGCUGGCCCCUCCACUGUCAAGAAGCAAGCGAGAAAGAAGAAGGUCAUCCCCACCAUCAAGAAGCAAGCCAUCAGCACGGAGGCUUUGCCCUCGUUGCAAGAUUGCUGCAUUGCUGUGAUUGCUGAGUAUAUUGAUGAGGUAGAGAACUUUGGCGAUAUUGCUGAUGACAGUCUUGAGAAGUUGGCCAAGAUUAUCUCUCGUAACCGCAAAAUCAAUGACAUGACAGCCAGGCUCUUUAUGCAACCCUUUAGAAAGCAACUGAGCUUGUUUGACUGCACCAAUAUGUCGGAUCACGGCUUUUACAUGAUCUCUCAGUUCUGCCCCAAAUUGCAAUACCUCAGCUUGAUCUAUUGUGGUCAAAUCACGGACAAAUCACUCAAAGCUUAUCAGGAGCGCUUACAUGAUCUCAAGUCGUUGGAAAUGUCUGGUCCCUUCUUGGUCACCAAAGAGGCUUGGAUCUCGUUCUUUGAGACGGUGGGAGCUCGUCUGGAAUCCUUUGAGGUGCGUCAUACUGCUCGAUUUGUCAAGGAAUGCAUGGAGGCAUUAGCUGCGCACUGUCCUAAUCUGAAGAAGCUCAAGUUUGGCCAUCUCUCCCACUUCAACUCUGAUUGGACUCCUCUUAUUGCUAAACUCAAGCAUCUGGAUACCUUGGAGCUGGCUUGGACAUCGAACGAAAACACUAUGCAUACCGAGGAUAUUGUGCAUUUGCUAUCUGAAGUGGGCUCUGGCCUGAAGGAUCUCUCAAUCAAGGGCGGACAUGAACUGACAGACGACAUGCUGUCGAAAGGCAUCCUCAAGUACUGUCAUCAAAUUAAACGCUUGAAUCUGGAGCAAUGUGAUCAAUUGACCUCUCCUGCCAUGGUGGAGUUCCUGGAUCAAUGGCAAGCCAAGGGACUCACUCAUCUUGACAUUUCUCGCUGCACCAAAUUCGACGACACUGUAUUAGAGGCUGUUCUCCGUCACUCUGGCAAGUCAUUAGAGUAUUUGAACUUGCACAGCUUGAUUGAAUUGACUGCCGCUCCGCUGGAAUUGAUUGCUGGAAACGACACUGAUCUCACACCUUGCCUAUCACUCACUCACCUGAAUUGUGGGUUUGUGCGCUCCAUGGAUGAUUAUGUACUUAUGAAGCUCAUAAAGCACUGCACAUCACUUCGAAAUAUCCAAGUCUGGGGCUGCCACAUGUUGACUGAAAGCAUUCCUUCCAAGCCUGGAUUGCGUAUUUCAGGCAGAGAAAUGUCGGUUCAAUACAUGUAA
Molecule: messenger RNA, 1797 nt
Organism: Mucor velutinosus
Lineage: Eukaryota; Fungi; Mucoromycota; Mucoromycetes; Mucorales; Mucoraceae
Exons: 2
Coding region: 1-1797 (598 amino acids)
Cellular component (GO): cytoplasm
Source: RefSeq, a predicted model, not a curated record